Molecule: messenger RNA, 1281 nt
Organism: Amphimedon queenslandica
Lineage: Eukaryota; Metazoa; Porifera; Demospongiae; Haplosclerida; Niphatidae
Product: hemicentin-1-like
Exons: 9
Coding region: 98-1195 (365 amino acids)
Biological process (GO): cell-cell adhesion
Source: RefSeq, a predicted model, not a curated record
CAAAAUCAGUUUCAUUGCCGAGGGAUCACUUGAAAAUACUAACAGGAUCUAUUACUUGCAAUGGAAUGAUUUUCGGACAAAUAUAACACAAGACAAUAUGAUAGUGUGUGGUUGUUCUGCCCUUUGGCUUCAAGAAUACUUGAGAUCCAAUCGUCCUUACUAUGAGACUGUCCUAUGUGGCUAUCCUAUUGAGGUCAGAGGUCAAAGACUAAGGAGUGUGGACAUAACUAAUUGCACAAAAGGAUUAAAGGUAUCAGUGACUCCAUCAUCAGAGGUUAAUUAUGUGCAGAGUGGUGCCUGUCUUGAGCUGCAGUGUAAAGCAAAUCAAAAUGUUGAUGUAACGUGGAAAAGAAUUGUUAAAGGAUCUGAACAGGCACUGGAGGAGGAUCACUCUUCAUUUUGUACUAAUAAAAGUGUUGAUAAUUGUGGCAACACUGACACUGAAGGACUGCUAGUAUUAAAGGACAUUGCAGCUGCUGAUCAAGGAAUAUACGUGUGCACAGCUACACUGGAAAAUGUCACUAGCUCUGUAAUUCGACAAAUUCAAAUUGGAGAACCUCCUGUGAUUGAGAAGAGUCCUAUUAGUGUGGUUGCUCGUGAUCCUCCAUCUUAUGUUAUUUUUGAAGCAGCAGCAAGAGGGAACCCACCACCAGUACUGAAAUGGUAUCACAACUCAAAUGAAAUUGACUUCAAAAAUACCACAAAGAUGUAUUUGACCAGUACUGGGUCAUUGAUUAUAUUGGGUCCUCAGUUUGAGGAUAAUGGUCAAUAUAAAGUAGUGGCAGACAAUGGAGCUGGCUCAGUAGAAGCAGCUGCCAGUCUUACAAUAUACUUCAGGUCAGCCUGCAAUAGAGGGUCUGGUUGCUCUAAUGAUGGACAGUGUCUCCCAGUACAUUACUGCAGGUGUCCUGAUGGAUAUUCUGGUGAUGGAUGUGAGGAAAGUCAGGAAACACCUUCUUCUACAACCCCUACUACACCUCUUCCUAGUUCCGGUGAUUAUUAUUAUUCUGGUGAUUAUUACUAUUCUGGUGACUAUUACUAUUCUGGUGAUAAUGAGAAUGAUUAUAAAAGAAAGAAAAGAGGUGUUGCUUAUUCGCAGUAUGAUUAUGAUUUUAUUGACACAUCAGUAUCAUCGAGUCGUAAGAAAACUUUGGGCAAACAACGAAGAAACAAGAAUAAAUUUAAAAAGACUUAGAAACUUGAUAAAGCAAAAUUUGCAAUAAAAAUAAAGGACAAUAUGACUUCAGCAUACUAGAUACAUUGUUUGAUUUAAUUUUUAUU